AUGCGUCCAAGUAGGGUGUGGAGUUGCCUCAUCGCUCUAGUCUCACAAACUCAAGCCUUGGCGACUGCUCUCGCAACACCAUUAGUAGCGAGGGAGUCGACCGCGAACAAUGGCACUCUUGGUGUGGCCAGGGCCGACCCUCGCCUUCUUGACGAGGUAGUGGACGCUCUAGACACUCUUCAGAGAGAGUACUAUGACAGCAGCGUGGGGACAUGGCCCACUGCCAUCGACUGGACAGCCGCCAUCAUCGGGACGCAUGUCACUGGCGCGUUGACUUCGCUGUCAUACGCAGCCCGGGACGACAACCAGGCACACGAGCGAGAAAAUCUCAUCGCGCUGUACUUUAGCCAAGUCAUUGCCUUUUACUACGGGCAGGAUCAUGUUGGGAUCCGCGGCCAAGCCUUUGACGACAUGCUUUGGGUUGUUCUUGGGUGGCUGGAUGCUGUGCGAUUCGUCGAUCUGCACACUCAAUUGUACUUUCCCGAAGGUGUUGCGAUCGGCAGUCCGCCACAUUUGCCUUUGCCCGGGGAUCAGAGCGUCUUCAAUCCACGCUCACCUGUUCGCUCCUACUUUGGCAAUGCCUGGACAUCGGCAUUCGCCCACCGAAGCCGCGUGUUUUGGGAUCUGGCUGAUCGUGGCUGGGAUGAUAAGUACUGCGGCGGCGGCAUGAACUGGAACCCUCGGCUGCUGCUGUACAAGAACGCCAUCACAAACGAGCUCUGGGUCGCGGCGAGCAUUAACAUGUACCUGUACUUCCCAGGUGACAGGAAUAACUCGCCUUUCAUCGUCAAGUAUCCCAAGGGCCCGCAUCUCAAGAUGCAUUUGGACAUGGCGGUUCGCGGCCACCAGUGGCUGCGUGAUGUGGGCAUGCGGAAUGGCCCCAACCAGAUGCCCGAAGGCCUCUACAUCGACGGCUACCACGUAUCUGGCAUGUCAGAUCCUAAGAGUAACAAUCGAAAAUGCGACCAGCGUAACAACGCCGUAUUCACAUAUAACCAGGGCGUCCUUCUCUCGGGGCUACGGGGCCUGUGGAAGGCCAAAGGUGACGAGAGUUUGGUCAAUGAGGGCCAUGCGCUGAUCAAGUCGGCUAUAAAGGCCUCGGGCUGGGAUCUGCAAAAGGAUAAACCUCUCGACAGAAUCCAAGACCUGGAGCCGGGCCAGCUACCGCCAUGGCGCGGACUUGGUCGUGCAGGAGUCAUGGAGGACAUGUGUGAUGUGGCCGGCGAGUGCUCUGCCGACAGUCAAAGCUUCAAGGGCAUCUUCUUCCACCAUCUUGUUGCGUUCUGUGUUCCCCUCGAGGCCGGGUCCGACACCUUCGUGGCGCAUCACGCAGAUGAAUGCCGGACCUACAAGGCCUGGGUCCUGCACAACGCCAAGGCAGCAAGGGCUACGCGGGACUCUAAGGGCCGGUUCGGCAUGUGGUGGACGGUGGGCUUGCUGCCGAACAUGACGACCGCCCAGGUCGAAAGCAACAGGCCCACCUUCUGGGGUCCUAAGCAAAACGAUAAAAUCAAGCGAGACGUCAACUCCGAAACGACCGACUCCGAGAUGACCGACUACCGCACAUACGGCGUCCCUGACACCCCGAGGUGGCGCGGGUUCGACCUUGCGAGCAACGGCACCAUUCCCACCAGCCAGCCUCACCAUGAUCCUCCUAAGAGCAACGAUCCAAACGAUCGCGGUAAGGGGCGUACGGUGGAGACGCAAGGAGGCGGUUUGGCCAUCAUGAGGGCAGCUUGGGAAUUCUCAGGCUUUUGA
Messenger RNA from Pyricularia oryzae 70-15, 1758 nucleotides. RefSeq lists its product as uncharacterized. NCBI's taxonomy places the organism in Eukaryota, Fungi, Ascomycota, Sordariomycetes, Magnaporthales, Pyriculariaceae. The coding region runs from base 1 to 1758 and encodes 585 amino acids. The record is from RefSeq and is a predicted model, not a curated record. The transcript has a single exon. Gene Ontology annotation, biological process: carbohydrate metabolic process.